CGGAAGCAAAAAGAUCACAGUUGUAUCAAGUGUUCAUUCAAGUAGCUGACUUUUUUGUCCAAGUUCAUAAUCAUUUUAAUUGACCAGACUCAAUCAAAGUAAAUUUGUGUGUGUGUGUGUUUUGACAAGUUUACACACAGUUCGCUAGUAGUGGCUGCCGGAAAAAAUCAAACCGUCAUCUUUGCAUUGCAUGGCUAUAUAUUGCAACCCCUUGGAGGACUCAUGGAACAAACAACUACCAGAUAAACCUCUUACCAUCCGAAAUCAAACAUUAAUUUUAUACUUUUCCCAAAUUAGCUGAGAAAUGGCUCCAUCUUUUGAUGACACCAGCUCUUUGUUCGAUUUUGUUGUCCGAAAAGGCAACGGUGUUAAAGGUCUAGUAGAUUCAGGAAUCGAAAAUGUCCCAAGAAAAUAUAUUCAGCCAGCAUCUGAGCGCAUCCUCAAAAUCGUGGGAAAUGAAAACUCAUCGUAUCACAACAAUGUUUCCCCAAUUGAUUUAUCAUUGCUAGAUGGUCCUAACCAUGAUCAAGUAGUGAAAGCCAUUGUUACCGCUUCCGAAACUCUUGGUUUUUUCCAAGUAGUUAACCAUGGUGUUCCGGUGGAUCUCUUGGACUCUCUCAAACAAGCUGCCCACCGUUUUUUCGCGCAGUCUCCUGAGAAGAAGGCGGUGUAUCUCCCUGGGGAGGGACGGAGCCGUCUCGUUAAAUAUGGAACCAGCUUUGCCCCAGAGAAAGAAAAGGCUUUGGAAUGGAAAGAUUAUCUCAACAUGGUUUACAGUAACGAAGCUGAGGCACUUGAGCAUUGGCCUAAACUAUGCAAAGAAGAGGCCCUUGAGUACUUGAAAUCCUCGAAUCAGAUGGUGAGGAGGCUGUUGAAAAUUUUAUUUGAAAAUCUUGGAGUAAAACUAGAGGAAUCAAGAUUGGGUUCACUGAUAGGCCUAAAGAUGGUUAACAUGAACUUUUACCCAGCUUGCCCUAAUCCAGACCUCACAGUCGGAGUGGGACGCCAUUCUGACAUGGGUACAUUAACCAUAUUACUCCAAGAUGGCAUCGGAGGUUUGCAUGUUAAGGUAGAAGAAGAUUUUGUUUCAGGACGGAAAGAAGAGUGGAUUGAGAUUCCACCAUGUCCGGGUGCUUUGGUGAUCAAUGUCGGUGAUGCUGUACAGAUUCUAAGCAAUGGAAGGUAUAAAAGUGCAGAACACAGAGUUCGGACCACGAGUAAACAAUCAAGAGUGUCUGUACCGAUUUUCACCAUACCGAAACCGACAGAGAAGAUUGGUCCUCUGCCUCAAUUGGUUGAACGCGACGGGAUGGCUCAUUACAAAGAAGUGGUAUUUCAGGACUACAUGAACAACUUUUUUGGAAAAGCUCAUGAAGGCAAGAAAUCACUUGAUUUUGCCAGAGUCAACUAAUUAC
Molecule: messenger RNA, 1415 nt
Organism: Oldenlandia corymbosa var. corymbosa
Lineage: Eukaryota; Viridiplantae; Streptophyta; Magnoliopsida; Gentianales; Rubiaceae
Source: the annotation of a GenBank genome assembly